CUGAUGCUCAUGAUGACAUCAAGGGAAUUCCUUAGAGAACAUGUUAUUGAAGGAUGCUUGGGGCGGGAAAAAAAUCUCUUGAUCGUUUGAAUCAUAAAAAUAAUACAAUACCUCAAGUCUGUGUCUUUCUGUUCACCAAAGACAGAUCGGUAGAUAUCAGCAAUCAAUCAAACCCGUUCUAGUUUUUCUAUUGAAGACGCUGCCGGGUUUAAAGAAUUAAACUGUGGAAGAAAGCAUUGAAUUUCAGAAACUUAUUUGAUACGAAUUUUAAAAACAAUGAGACUCGUAUUAUCAGGUGCCGUUUUGGCGCUUUGGAUGGCAGAAACAUCAAACACGGCCGAAGCCUUUACACUGCAGAGAUUCAGGCACUCUGGCUUGUCCAUCACGACAAUGCCCCCCUCUUCACUCCAUAUGAGCACUAUCGAACGACCGAUGACCGCGCCCGGCUCACCAAAUUCGUCGUAUUCGGGUCAUCCAUUCGGUUCGUACGGAAAACCGGAAAACAAUGAUGAGACCAACUAUUCCUACGGGCCUCCCGGAAAAGUCGACAAGGAAAUCGCCGCCAACAAUAGUCACAUUCAUGACAAUAGUUAUGCAAGGGAUAAGACUGCUAAUUCCUUUGAGGCAUACAUGCAAGGACGCAACAACAAGAGCAAUCCUUCAUCUCCUUCCGAUGGUUAUGCCCCCAGACAAUCGUCUAAUAAUAAUUUUGGCGCGCCAUCCACAUCAACGCCGACUGCUAAUAACAACAACAACAACUUUGGAGCUCCGCCGUCUACGCCAACAUCACCGGCCUCGAACAACUCGUUUGCUAAUUAUGCAGCUUCAGGAGGAUCCAACGGGAGCCACAGCACCCUAAACAACAACACCAACAACAACUUUGGAACGCCACCGUCCACACCAACCCAGGGAAGCAGCAGCGCCAACUUUGGAGCGCCUUCCUCUACCAGCAACUUUGGCGCGCCUUCGACACCACCACCGGCUGUUCCAAAUGCCAACAGCUACUCUCCUCCCCAAUCCACAAGCAACAACAAUUUUGGAGCGCCAUCCACGACGAACAACAAUUUUGGAGCUCCAACCACGACGAACAACAAUUUCGGUGCACCAUCCACGACGAAUUCUUCGGGAACCAGCUUUCCGCCCGGAGGAAAUCCCUCCUCGCCGCCACCAUCAGCUCCCCAAUCCAAUUCGUUUGAAUCAUACAUGAAUAAUCGAAACAGCAAUAAUGACAACAGCAACUCGUCUCCUUCCUUUCCAGGAUCGCCUGCUUCUCCUGGCAGUACCGGCGGCAACCUAAGUUCUAGUAUCGCCGCUGCAGCAGACCCAAGCGCACCGCUUCCCCCMUACAUGUCUCCAUCAUCGCUAGAGAACGGGAGCGUUCGGUCCGCAAACCUUCCGGGCUCCGCAAAUGCGUCCAACGGUCGCCCCGAUUUUCAACCGCCUAUGCCCGGAAUGGGGACCCAACCGCAAAGAUCGACGUCUGCUUCAACAACCACAACAUCUACGACGACGUCUUUUCAGCAGCAAGGUCCUAAUAUUGCCCCACCUCUUUCAGCUCCAUUGGCACGGGUCGGAACACCUAACCAAAAGUUGGACAUUGGACUUCCCUCGGAAGAAUUGGUUGGCCGUCUCGAUCAGGUCUUAACCCAGCAACAGGAAUUUUCUGAGCGUUUGGAUAGAGUGGAUGAAAGAAUCGACAGAACCACCCAAGAAAACAUCGACCGAACUCAGGCAAUGCUGAAUUCGUUCAAGGAGGAAAACAAGAAGACACAAGAAACCUUCAUGAACCGUAUCAAUGGAGAUAUCCGUGGCAUGAGAUCGACCAUGGAUAGGGUCCUUGAUGAGCAGCGAGGCCUCCAACAAAAACAACAAGAUCAAACGAACAAGUUUGCCAGUUUGGAGCAGGCUCGCUCCGAGCAAGCAGAGAAACUCCUCUCGUUAGAAAAAACAACUUCCAUUCGAGCUCAAAACAUGGAAGAAAAUUUGGUUCAAGCGGGUGAAGCCCAAGCGCAGCGCAUAGAUGCCCUGGAGCGACAUGCGGCUUCGGGAGGCAACAAUGGUCCUGCCGGAAGCCCCGGUGUAAACAACUUUGAGCUAGAGCGCAGACAGAACGAACGAAUGUCAAACUUUGAGCGAUCUCAGAUUGAACGAAUGGCAGCCUUUGAAGACGAGCAAAGCCAAAAACUCGAGAACGCCUUGCGAGACUACCAACAAUCAUCUGGAGCUAGAAACAAUGGCACCGGCUCGAUGGAUACCAGCAGUCCUGAUUACAUGAACCAGCAGAACAAUCCGCAACGUCCAAUGGACGAAACCGAACGCCAGCUUCAACAACGCUUGAAUGAAGCGCAAGCACGCAAGGAAGAAUUGUUGGAACAAUUGCGCGAUAUGCAGCGACAGGAAGAGUUGCACAUGAAGGGUGGCCGUGGUAGCCACGAAGAUCCUCAUUCGCCUCAAAGAGGAAGAGAUGGAGCUCCACCUCCUCCCCCCUUUGCUUCACCGCUAGACCAACAGAUGCAUGAGUACCGACAACAGCAAGAUCGACAAGGUUCACCAAAAUCGCGAUUCAAUGAAGGUUCUCGGAACGAAUUUGAUGGCAUGAGACAGCCUAGAUUCGAUGAGGUGGACGAGAAGCAAGAAGUUGAAGAUGAAGCUCCACGACGAAGCAUGCUUCGUGAUCGAUUGGGCAAAGCCAGUGAAGAAGAACUCUACAGCCGAAAUGUGGGUGCAGGUCCGCGCCGAAACUUGAACGACGAAAACUUUGACGACGAAGAAACCGACCGAAACAUGAGAAUGGAUCCCGAAGAGGAACGUCGAAUGCAACACGAGCGAAUGAUGAGGCGCGAUCCUGUAGCGCCACCUGAGGCCAUGGGACCUCCACCCCGUAGACCUGGAAGCCCUGCUGGAAGAUACGAUCCCCGUCGUGGAGGACCCUUUGGAAGCGAGCAAGAUGAGUUGGCGUAUGACAUCUCGAAUGACUCGUCUGUGCGGAAGGGUUUGAGCAAUAUGCGAUCCUUUAAGGGCGAUGAGCAACUGCCAAACAACAGUAUCUUCGAAGGAGGCGGAGGAGGUAUGGGUGGAGCCGUGGACCGACGCGGAUCGCCCCAGGCGCAGCAGCGAGAAAGGCGUCGGGUCCCUGCCAAUCAGGGACAAAUGGGCCAACAGCAACAACAACAACGAAGAGCAGKAGGCGCGAAUGAACGCCGAGCUGGUCUUUCGGAACCACCUCCUCCAAACCCAAUGGUCGACAAAAAGAUUGAGCACUUUCUCAAGGAGACUUUGAAGGCUGGACCCCAACCGCACUUUGAUAAGGAACUGGAAAGCUUGUUGAUUGUCAAGUAUUCUCCCCUUUUCUCGUGGCUCAAACCGGCGAACGUGGCCUUUUUGAGAAACGUCGUGGUCACCUAUUUGCAACACAAGGGAUGCCAGGUGGAAAUGGACCUUCGAAGCGCCCCACCUAAGGCUGCUCGGGAAUGGGACGAACUUCUCAACAUUCUUUCUUUCGAAUUGGAACAACGGACGGGGGAGAAACCCAGAAUCAUGGAAGAGCCAGACAACCAAUGGGGCAUCUACGGUAGCAAAAAUGUUCGCCUCAAGAUCAGCAGCAACGGCCUGCAACAACAACGGGAGCAACAACGUCGUCGUGGCGGCGGUCUCUCCCCGGAGCAAGCGGCACAGCGAAAGAGGCGCAACGACAAGGCGUUCAGAGUUUCACAAGAUCCCACGGAUCCCAACACCAGAUUGCUGUAAACCGGCAUCACCCGGCAGUAUCUCGCUCUCUCGUUCGUCAUCGUGACCAUCGCACCAAUUAGGACACACACAUACACACAAAACAAUUAGAGACAAGCGCGAACUAGAUCUACUGUAAAAAAACAUCAAUGCAGCUGCUGUCUCCAACGCACAAUUUUCACUCUCUUCCCCAAAAAUCCCAUGGAAGAAGUUGUUAUCAUACCAUCAUCAUACACUACACGCCCAUACAAUAAAUUAUAAAAUCAUUG
Molecule: messenger RNA, 3995 nt
Organism: Pseudo-nitzschia multistriata
Lineage: Eukaryota; Bacillariophyta; Bacillariophyceae; Bacillariales; Bacillariaceae
Source: the annotation of a GenBank genome assembly